AUGCGUCAAAAAGCUUCUCCAACAUCAAUUACUACUAAUGAACAAAUAACAUAUUAUUUAAUGACUGAAGAUGAUGUUUUAAAAGAAAUUACAAAAAUAAUUAAAGAAGUUAAUGAAAUUCUUAAUUUACAAUCAACAACAUUAGUACGUUUAAUACUUAAUUAUUUUCAUUGGGAUAAAGAUACAUUGACAGAACGAUUUUAUGAAGAUCCUGAUAAAUUAUAUCAAACACUUAAUGUUGCUAAUCCAAAUUUAUCACCAUCACUUCAAUGGAAUCCUCUUUCGCCUGCAUAUAAUCCUACAAGUGAUCCAAUGCUUGCAGUUUCUGAACAAACAACUACAAAUGGAAAUAUUGUUUGUCGAACUUGCUAUUGUGAAACACCUUCAAAUGAAAUUUAUGCAUUACCAUGUCGACAUCAACAUUGUUUAACAUGUUGGCAAAAUUAUCUUGAAUUUAAUAUAGUUAAUGAUGGUUGUUUAAAACCAAUAUCUUGUCUAUCAAGAUGUAUACAAAUAAUAGAUGAUGAUGAAAUAUUAAAAUUAAUAUCAAAUAAUACAAAUCUUUGUGAACGUUAUCGACGAGGUUUAGUUGAAGCAUUUGUUGAAACAAAUCGUUUAACACAUUGGUGUCCUGGAAAUGGAUGUACAAUUAUAGUUAAAAUAAAACAUUUUACAAGUAAUUUAGCAAAAAUGAUUGAAUGUGAUACAUGUAAAACAAUAUUUUGUUUUCAAUGUUUAAAACAAUGGCAUGAACCAAUUCAAUGUUCAUUAUUAAAAAAAUGGGAAGAAAAAAAUCGUGAUGAAUCAAUGACUGGAAAAUGGAUUGUUGCUAAUACGAAAGAAUGUCCAAAAUGUCAUACAAAUAUUGAAAAAAAUGGUGGUUGUAAUCAUAUGACUUGUCGAAAACCAGGAUGUGGUCAUGAAUUUUGUUGGUUAUGUUUUGGUGAUUGGAAAGCACAUGCAACUCAACAAUGUAAUGUUUAUCAUGAAGAAGAAGUUGAAAAAAGUCAAUCUGAUGCUCGUGAAGUUCUUGUUCGUUAUAUGCAUUAUUUUACACGUUAUCAAGCACAUAAUCAAUCUCUUGAAUUAGAAAGUAAAUUAUUAGAUAAAGUUGAACAACGUAAAAAAGAAAUGGAAGCUGAUUCAAUGCCAUAUGCUGAUCGACAAUCUAUACAAAAAGCAUUUGACGUUUUACAACAAUGUCGACGUACACUUAAAUAUACAUAUCCAUUUGCAUAUUAUUUAGAACGAACUAAUCAAUCAGAAAUAUUUGAACAAAAUCAAGCUGAUUUAGAACGAGCAACAGAAAUUGUAUCAGAUAUAUUAGAACAUGAAAUAGAUGUUAAUCAAGAUAUGGAUGUUAAACAUAAAAUAGUAUUAAAAUUAAUGGAUAUAACAUAUUAUUGUGAUCAACGAAGAAAAAUUUUACUUGAUCAUUGUAAAGAUGGAUAUAGUCAACAUGAAUGGCGUGGACUAGAUCCAUAUUAG
This is a messenger RNA of Rotaria sordida, 1488 nucleotides long. NCBI's taxonomy places the organism in Eukaryota, Metazoa, Rotifera, Eurotatoria, Philodinida, Philodinidae. The record is from the annotation of a GenBank genome assembly.